Molecule: messenger RNA, 1759 nt
Organism: Osmerus eperlanus (European smelt)
Lineage: Eukaryota; Metazoa; Chordata; Actinopteri; Osmeriformes; Osmeridae
Exons: 1
Coding region: 1-1617 (538 amino acids)
Biological process (GO): protein dephosphorylation
Cellular component (GO): mitochondrion
Molecular function (GO): [pyruvate dehydrogenase (acetyl-transferring)]-phosphatase activity; cation binding
Source: RefSeq, a predicted model, not a curated record
AUGCCACGCUGGGUGAUGCCACGCUGGGUGAUGCCACGCUGGGUGAUGCCACGCUGGGUGAUGCCACGCUGGGUGAUGCCACGCUGGGUGAUGCCACGCUGGGUGGCCCCUGGCUGGCCUGGCCCCUGCCCCAGACCCUACCACUCCUCGGCCUCACCAACUCACUUGACAAAACUACACUACCCAGCAUGCCUCGGUGUAAAGAGGAAGUACAGGACUGACUACCAGUCCAGCCAGAUCACCCCUCCCAAAAUCAACAACCUUCUGAAAGCCAACGAGUACAGCUACAAGGUGGGCGGGAACAGCUACGACGCCCGCAGCCCGGCCAACUGGGCGUCGGGGUUCGACAGCAACGUCCUGGCCUCCAACUCCCCCAUGGAGGACCGGCGCAGCGCCGCCACCUGCCUGCAGAGCAGGGGAGUGCUGCUGGGGGUGUUCGACGGCCACGCGGGCUCCGCCUGCGCCCAGGCAGUCAGCGAGAGGCUGUUUUACUACAUCGCGGUGGCGUUGCUGCCCCUGCAGACCCUGCUGGACAUGGAGGAGGCGGUGGAGAACGAGAGGCCCGUAUUCCCCAUGCUGCAGUGGCACAAGCACCCCAACGACCACGUGAGCACGGACGCGGGGAAGCUGUACUUCAGCAGCCUGAGGACCUACUGGCAGGAGAGGAUCGACCUGGAGAUGCACGAGGAGGAGCAGCAGGAGAGGGAUGUCCCCAAGGCCCUGGUCAAGGCCUUCCGCAGGCUGGACAACGACAUCUCCCUGGAGGCCCAGGUGGACCACAGGGAGGGAGGGGACCCCUUCUCUCUCUUCACCCCGCUGAGGGUGGCCCUGUCGGGCUGCACGGCCUGCGUGGCCCACCUGGACGGCCCCUUGCUCCACGUGGCCAACCUGGGGGACAGCAGGGCGGUGCUGGGCGUGCAGGAGGACGACGGCAGCUGGAAUGCUCUCACCAUCACCAACGACCACAACGCCAACAACCCGGACGAGCUCCAACGGGUGCUGUCGGAGCACCCCGCCCAGGAGAGGCGCACCGCGGUGAAACACGACCGCCUGCUGGGGCUGCUCAUGCCCUUCCGGGCCUUCGGAGACGUCAAGUUCAAAUGGAGCGGGGAGAUGCUCAGCCGGAUCCACGAGGCCCGUCCGGAGAUCCAGUCCCUGGCCAGCGAGUUCUCCAAGACCCUGCCCCCCAACUAUCACACACCGCCGUACCUGACGGCCGAGCCAGAGGUGACCCGACACCGGCUGAGGCCCAGGGACAAGUUCCUGGUGCUGGCCACCGACGGGCUGUGGGAGCUGAUGCACCGGCAGACGGUGGUGCAGGUGAUCGGGGAGCACCUGUCGGGGCAGCGCUGGCAGCAGCCGGUGUCUGGUGCCUCCUCCACCACCCUGGGGCAGAUGCAGCGCCUCCUGCUGGAGAGGAGGAGCCGGGCGCUGUGGGCCCUGGAGGACGACAACACGGCCACGCACGUGAUCCGCCACGCGCUGGGGGGCGACGGCUACGGCGGGGUGGACCCUCGCCGCCUGGCCAAGAUGCUCAGCCUGCCGCAGGACCUGAGCCGGAUGUACCGGGACGACGUCACCGUCACCGUCAUCCACCUCAACAGCCCCGAUAGCUAAAGCCAAUCAGAUGCAUCCAGUACAGCUAGAGCCAAUCAGAGGCAUCCGGUACAGCUAGAGCCAACCAGAUGCAUCCAGUACAGCUAGAGCCAAUCAGAUGCAUCCAGUACAGCUAGAGCCAAUCAGAUGCAUCCAGUACAGC